AAUGUGCAAUCUGGUGGUUUUAAGUUCUGGCAAGGACAAUUGCCAACUAAAAACAACAAAACGUUUUCUUAAAAAUGUUAGACUGUUACAGGAAAUACCCGUGUGUAAGGUGUUCAGAACAGAAGACGCUAACUAAAUAACGGUACCUGCUCCGCCUGUUAGUAAGCUAUCAUGCCGGACUGGCUCAGUCUGUGUGUGGUCAUUAGCCUGUUGUUAUGUCUUACAACAGUAGCUGGUUACAUUUUGUACUCGGGACUCCUCUCAGACAUUACCAUACUAACUGGCUCUCCUCCCAUAAAGAAGAUUACAUUCGCCUACAAAUUUAAAAAAGGAUCGUACAAAAACUACGGACAACUUUUUAAGGAGUCACUCAGUAUUGGACCAAAGCUUUCAUGUAUCGCAGUAUUUUAUGAUGACCCGAAAAAGGUGCCAGAACCACAAUGUCGCUAUGCUGUCGGCAGUGUUCUGAGUGAGGGAGAAAACAAGGCAGAUGAGGAGCUUCUAAAGAGCUAUGAGACAUCGGGCUUUAAUGUCUUUUCUUUUCCUGAAGUCACACACGUGGUCACUACCUCGUUCCCCCACAGGACGUUUUUCUCUGUACUUCUGGGAGUUAGAAGAGUUUACCCACGGCUAAGGCACUACAUCAAGGAAAGGAGGCUGUGUGCACACCCGUUCCUUGAGAUCUACAGAGAGGGUCAGAUCCAGUUCUUGGCCCCCUUGGCUCGGCAGGGAGAUUUCUAUGUGCCUGAAGUCCGGCGGGUAGAAAGGAGGCUGUCAGAAGAAGAGGAACUGCACAGUGACACAGACGUCUCAGGUGCAGACUCAAACAGUGAAUACAGCUCAGGGAGUGGAGUUCUCCUGUCAGACAGCAGAGAGACGUCCCUGGCAGCAUCCUCGGUCCACUCUGUGCCUAUCCAGGAUCAAGGGGAUAAAGACUACAGAGGGAGAAGCACCGGGGGAACCUCGUUAAAAGAGCUGGACUGGGAGCAGACUGAUGGACUACAGGUAGAGAGAGAAGAGGGGCUUCAUGGAGACUCCAACCAUAAGAGCCUGGAGGCUCCCACGCAGAAGUGGUGGGGUGUCGUUGGAGAAGAGGAGUAAAAGUUCAGUGAGACAUAUUAGUUGAAGAUGAGCGAAUAAAGGACUGAAAUUCAAGAGGUUGGGAAGUGCAGAUUAUGAAAGUGUGUGUCACUACAUGUUCAUGUCCAAAUGGGGAAAUAUUAAAGGAUAAGGCAGGUGCUAAUCUAUAUUUUUGUUAUUGUGAACAAAUCCCAUGAAAAGACCAAAACCAACAAUGCGUUAGUCCGUUUCUCAAUACUUUCACACUUCCCUACAGUGAAAGCCCAUUCUUUCCUACAAAAGAUUUUAAUAUGUAAAAACAGGUCAUAGAUUUAUAGUGUCAUUUAAAAAAAAUUGGAUGUUGAUAAUAAGAAAAAUCUAGAAUAUAACCAGACUUAUUCUUUACUCUUUUUAUCGCACAGUUUUAAUGUGAAAGUAUUAAAAUCUGCUAGAUUUUGCUGAUAGAAAACACCACUUGAAAUCUGCAGAACUUAUUCAGGUAGCCUGAGUUUCUUGAUUUUUUUUUUUUUUUUACAGAAGUGAUGAUGUUUGUCAAAAUCACACAAGAUGACUGAAUUGAGUAUUUGUUAGCCAAAGCAUUUUACUUGAGUGUCUAUCAAUAGUUAUAGUUAUAUCUACAGUUUGCUGUAAUGAAGCUAACCAUUACUUGCAUUUCUAACAAGAUUUUUGUUUGUUAGAAGCAUACAGAGAAUUUUGUUCAUUUCAAAGAUACCUACUGACUUGUUUACAAAGGGCCUUCAUUUCAUUCAUUAAUAACUGACAUAAGGCAUUGAAAUUACUAUAAGCACAUAGACCUUAUAAAGUGAUCUGUACUGGGUUUUUUUAUUCUUAUGUUUGACUGAAUAUUUGUGCACCUUGUUAUUAGUAUUAUGUGUAUUUUUACAAGGCUGUGUGUUGGCAUAGCUCUGUUGGUGAUAUGCAUGUUUUGAUGUAAAAUUGACUUCAUUUCCAAAGGGAAAGGUGUGACUGAGUACAUAAUUACCUUCUUCCUGAAGUCCUCCUGACCAUGUCUGAGAUUGAGGAGUGAGUGUGCAGCCUUUUGCCAUGAUCAGUCAAGGAGAAUGAUGACAAGUGGGCUGACCAUUAAUAUUCAUUUCACUAUAACUGAAAGCAAAGCUCUGUGACUCUACCUUGUAUUUACAGUCACUCUACAUCUGGCCUCUAGCAUCCUCAAAUUAUUACCUCACACAUUCACUCCCCAGCUCCUUCAUUUUCUGUUUAGCCAUCAUAUUCAGUUAUUUUACUUUCUCAACCUUUCUCCCAUCUGCUGUCUCUUUGCACAGGCUAAUUUCUGUUUGUUUUUUCUCCCUUUGCUCCCUCUGAAAUAAAUAUGGCAGCUACAGCCUGAAAGACCACCUGAUGAUCCACAGCUUAUAAUGUAUGUCCAGUCAUAUCCAUAUCCUUUAUCUUCCCCCAAAGUAGAGAUCACACCGAGCUCCUCACAGCAAGCCAAGCUCACAAGCUCAAAUAUUGAGCAUUUUCUGAUUUGGGGUUUUACACAAUAAAGUUAUACAGAUAACCAUAAACCUACUUCUUGGACCAGGCCUCAGUAGCAAAUUGUUAGAGGCGGGCCAGCCACAAUAGUUUUUUGUCAGAAUUGCAUUUUUGGACAUUAUCUAUCAGCGUGGUCUCUGAGGAAAAUUAUAUUGCAUUCAUGGAGAUCUUUAGCUGCCUAUCUGUUUAUUAGAGUGAUUUUUCUUGACAAUAGCUUGUUAAACUGCUAUGUUCUUACUCCACAGGAACAUGGAAUUGUGAUCAAACAAACAAACCGAGCCUGUUACAGCAUCAAACAUUCAUUAUUUUACUCUAAAUUGGAGUUGCCUCAGAGACUUAAUUGGCAGAAUGCUGAGCUUUUACCUGACAAAUGUUCUACAAAUAAGAUGAUCUAUAGUGGGUGUUUACAUUUUUAAUCUAAAUGCUGAUUACUCUGGGGUAAAAUUCCCAGAGGAUAAAGUUAAACGAGAUGGAUGAGCUUUAAGAGUAAGAGUGAAGCACUGAGAUGAUUUCUGUGUGUAUAAUUAUAAAACCUCUUGGGGAGCAGUGGGUGUACUUCUCUCUAUACACAUAUGGUACUAACUUGCUGAGUCCAUGCUGAUCUGUGAAUUUUCUGUGGGCUACGUUGUUUAUUGUACACACAGGUGGGGUUAGGGAAUCUAACUAGACUUAAAUAUGGCAUCAUUGGUGUGACAGAGUAAUGAUCUCAGAGGCUCGGUGGGUAAAUACUCAGGGCUCGCUGUGCCUUUGGAGCUGGUACGGAUACUGUUUUGUGUCUAUGGGCAUUUAAAGGUUAGGCAAGCUUAUUUAGAGGGAAAAAACAAAAGCAAAUAGUAAAAUUGUUAAAAUCCUGUUUUGACUUUGACCUUCUGUACAUGUUGUAGUUGUGGACACAUAGUGUUCCUGUGCAAUUAUGUAUUAUUGAUGCUAUUACAAGUGCAGCCACUUUCUGUUUUACCUCCAAAUAAAGUGGUUUCAAUAA
Siniperca chuatsi (mandarin fish) is the source of this 3556-nucleotide messenger RNA. Its product is annotated as testis-expressed protein 264 homolog. The transcript is spliced from 4 exons. Lineage: Eukaryota; Metazoa; Chordata; Actinopteri; Centrarchiformes; Sinipercidae. The coding region runs from base 172 to 1101 and encodes 309 amino acids. Gene Ontology annotation, biological process: reticulophagy; protein-DNA covalent cross-linking repair. Gene Ontology annotation, cellular component: autophagosome membrane; endoplasmic reticulum membrane; nucleus. The record is from RefSeq and is a predicted model, not a curated record.